Messenger RNA from Penicillium digitatum Pd1, 2160 nucleotides. RefSeq lists its product as uncharacterized. The record is from RefSeq and is a predicted model, not a curated record. Lineage: Eukaryota; Fungi; Ascomycota; Eurotiomycetes; Eurotiales; Aspergillaceae.
AUGGACCAAGAGGAGGCUCCACCCCCCCCAUACUCGGCCGUUGAUCCAUUGCUCGCACCAGCGAACGGCCGGAACAACAGCUCUUCUCAAGCCCCAAGUGCUCCUGGGGUGGCUGACACCCCGACGCAGGAUGCCAGUUGUUCCCGUGGCCCGACACAGCCGACAGUCGUGCCGGUGCAUUUCAGAUCUGCCGCUGCGUACUUUGAGGAACGGCUUCCCUCGGUCGUAAACGAGGGCCGGAGUCUUCUACAACAUCAUAUGACCAUCUAUCCUCGGAGCCAAGGCAAGGAUUUCCCUCGACGGCCGCGGUGCUGGGCCUCGCGGUUAGAUGAGAUUACUCAGCAGGACUGGGACAUCUUCUUAAAGCAUCUAUUUCCGCCGCAAUUGGGGCUCGCUGCAUCCUCUCAGCACCUCCCGCGCCAAUUACGGGCGGAAAUCAGACGCGACCGCAAGGAUCGCCCACAAGAGACCGAUGAGCAACGUAAGGCUCGAGUUUCUGCCGUUGUCGCUGAAUGGAACGAAUGCUUUUUCGAGCUCCGCACUACUCAGAUUGUCUUUGUCUAUGUGGCCGAACCUGACUCUGCGCCGUCGUCUGCUUUGUGUCCCAAAUGCUAUCCAGCGACAACGGGUUCAAUCGAAGGUCAGCCUGUUCGGAUCUUAAAUGCUCCAUCGCCCGUGCCAGGGCAGCAUGUUCCUUCUCCGACCCCUUGGGCGAUGCCCCCUGUGUUCCCCAACCCCCAAGUACAUGUGCCCCCAGCUCCGUAUGGAGUACAUGGUGCUCCUCUAUACCCUCCCCCUAUAUCUCCUAACCAACCACCUCAAUAUUACCCUCAUCCACCACAAGGCGCAUGGCAAUGGAACACUUGGAACUAUCCCCAGCAGCAACAGCAAUCUCCCAAUAACGGCACCCAGAAGAGUGGGACUCUAGCGUGGAUUACACAGAUCGCAUCGCAAGCGCAGAAAUACGGAGAGCGGUUCAGCGAACAGGCACAACACUAUGGAGACCAAAUCAGCGCACAGGCACAGCAUUAUGGGCGGCAGGUCGAGGAGCAGGCUCUUGCACAUGGCCGCUGGAUUGAAGAACAGGCAAGGCUUCAUGGCCGGAAGUCACAUAUGGCCGGACCUCAAUUUGGCGGUGGCUACUACUCCUGGCCGGCCUGGGAUAACUCUCCUCGUCCCAUCGCCAACAUCCCAAUGACGCCCAUCCAAACCCCCAGCCCCGUGACAAGCCCAAAUUCGACCAGUCAGCCUGAGACAAUUACUCAGAUCGAUAGCAACAAACCUAAGUCUUCAACCAAUCAGCUUCGAAUAGAACCUCCUGUGACCGAACGCAGCAGACGAGCAUCAGCGAGCUCAGUCUCGUCCGAGUCCUCCUUCAGCUCAAUUGACUCCAUCUCGACAACAUCGGACCUGGGCGUUCUCGACCUUGCCACAGUGCGCACUCAGUUGGAACUUCUAGAUGAUCGUCAUGAUCGGGUACUAUACAACGCCGCCGUCGAUCUCCGUCGGCAACUCUCAGUCCUGCAGGAGUCCCGCCGAGAAGCCAAGUUCUCUGGUAAAACUCACUGGCGAGCCGGUUUCAAUCAAAGCCAACCAAAUAAUCAACAAUCCAGCGACGCCGACUGGGGUCGCUGGGAAUCACCCGAGCAGCAGCAACGCAACUCAGUUGACAGACGCGCCAUGAAAGAAGAAAUGCGCGCUACCAAGAAAGCGUUCCGGGAUACGCUGCGCCGAGCGCGAGAUGAGCAGCGCGAACGCCGACGCACUCGACGCCGCCAGGCACGACAGGCUCGCUCUAGUGACGGCGAUAAGACGAAGCAUAUGCAUGACCAGCCGCUAGAUCAGCAGCUUGGAAGAUUACGGCUGGAAGAUCCUCGGCAAUCUAAUCCGCCCUUGCCUGCACGUCCAGUCAGCAUUCACACGCAGCUUAGUCCAAUUUUGACGCCAAAUCGAUCAAAUGUUGGCUUUGGGGUUGCUUCUAACCCCCCUUCCCCUUCCGUCUCGCGGCCGAGUACGCAGAACUUGAUGCGUGUUGGGGGUUCUUCCGCCUCUCUAAAGCAAGGGAAGGCGGCUGACACCUCCAGUCGGCUAAAGGAUAUGCUGUUAUCGCGCAAGGCGAAGAAGCAACAGGCAAAAGAGGAUGAUGCGGGAGGUAAAUGA